AUGUUGUCUGAUCGCCCUGCGAAAACAAAGAGGAGAGAACCAAUCAAUAUUGAUUUCCCUUACUCUGAUGGCGAUAAGCAGCUAAAUCCAAAGGCCAUGUUAAGCUCUAAAGUUGAUUACGAGCUCAAGGACAAGGACAGUAGUAGUUACAAGAAAUACCUGAAGCGUGCAGGAGAAGAUAUUGCAAAUGCUUUAGGAUUUGAGGAUCCUCACCUUUAUCAGCUUCAAAGUUUACCUGAAGGGUAUCGCUUAUAUGCAUUCGAUUCGAAAGAGAACGGCAUAAAUCAGAAAGUAACUUUCUUGUUCGGCUCAAUUCACGUAAAGAAAUUCACUUCAAUAAAGGCAUUUACACCACACGCAGUCUGGCUCAAGACUGAUAGGAAGCAGCGGCACGAGAAUUGCAAGUGUAAUAAGCGUUAUCACGUAAAGCAUACCUUGCGCUCUGAAGCUAUUAGGGUUACUAUGAAAGAUCCAGGGCCACCUCCGCCGACAAAUAAGACAGUGGUGCGCCAGCAAGACUAUACCAUCCAGCCACAAACAGUAGCACCUCAAAAGCUAGAUAGAGAUAGAUCGACCCCAUCGCUUUUACGGUUGUAUGAGCUUUGCUGGGUGCGUCUCGAUAGACAAGGACUGCCUUUUCUUCCGCCACCGGAUAUCGCAACCGAACAACACAAGCUGUUCGUCGAUAAUAACUACAAAAUCGAUUAUUGGCCGGGUGAGGUUGUUGACUUUCAGUUUAAUGUUGAGGUGAGAGAUGGUCAACCGAUACAUAAGCGUCAGUUUGAGGUAUUCUUGCUGGGCACAAAGACACUCGUCAUGGUAGAUGAAGAUCGAAUAAGACCAUAUCUCUCAUUAAUAGUCCAACAAAAACACUUUCCUCCGACAUAUUUCCCUCUUCCCCGAUUCCAAAAUAAGCCAGACGUCCUGUUCGAAAAUAUCUCUGAUAUACCUCACAUAGCUAAUCAGGAUGUCUAUGACCGGGCGCUAGCUCUAACCGUUGGGAUUCGAGCAAGCUGGAACCUGAAGCAUCACGUCACACCUAUUGAUCACUACCAACUGAUAGUCAAAUACCAACCGGAGCCGCUCGAUUGCUUCAAAGGUAUAUGGCUAGGCGGGGAGAUGAUUUGGCUCGGCGAUAUGGUGCGCCUGCACAGAAGUGUUGGAAUAGAGGGUGGACAACCUGAAAAUGCAUCAUCUAUAUGCAUGUUGGUAUAUUAUCUUAUAGCGCUCGACUCAACGGUGCACGCUGUCGGAGCAUUGUAUGCAGUCGAGCCCACGAACGAACCUGCCAAGCCACUGAAACAUUAUCCGGAUAUUAUGUUGGACCAAGAAGCUCAGAGACAUAUACCACUUCCACCGUCAGGACAUAAGUGGAGCAGAUUGGCACAGGGUAAGCAUCACACUAUACCUAUCGACGUUAUCGGCGGUCGAUACUACCCGAAAGUACAGUGUGAAAGUGGGACAAUAAAAAAUCAACUCAUGGGAUUGGAGCCGGCUGACGAUGCGACAAUAAUGUCUUUUAAUUAUCACGAAGAUGAAAGUUCCUUCAAGCCCUAUGUUUUGAGUGUUGACAGGAAUAUUAGCGUGACCGAGGCGGAAAAGUUGUCACAGCUUUAUUAUCUGGAGCAAUGGAAAAGCUUCAUAUCGCAGCUGCAAGAGCUCGGUAGAUCCAGAAUGGCGUAG
This is a messenger RNA of Wallemia ichthyophaga EXF-994, 1683 nucleotides long. RefSeq lists its product as uncharacterized. The record is from RefSeq and is a predicted model, not a curated record. Gene Ontology annotation, biological process: silent mating-type cassette heterochromatin formation. Gene Ontology annotation, cellular component: rDNA heterochromatin; SHREC complex. NCBI's taxonomy places the organism in Eukaryota, Fungi, Basidiomycota, Wallemiomycetes, Wallemiales, Wallemiaceae. Bases 1 to 1683 code for a protein of 560 amino acids. The transcript is spliced from 6 exons.